Messenger RNA from Branchiostoma floridae (Florida lancelet), 4888 nucleotides. RefSeq names its product leucine-rich repeat transmembrane neuronal protein 3-like. Lineage: Eukaryota; Metazoa; Chordata; Leptocardii; Amphioxiformes; Branchiostomatidae. Bases 1004 to 3787 code for a protein of 927 amino acids. The transcript has a single exon. The record is from RefSeq and is a predicted model, not a curated record. Gene Ontology annotation, molecular function: protein binding.
CUUGUAGGAUUUUGGAACACCAGUGUGAGUCGAAUACUCCAUAAAACAGAUUUCUUUGUAGUGAAAUGGACCAUACUAUUUUUGUUGGGAGUACCGUCAAUUCACACUUCUUCACAUACUGAAGCAGGUCCGGGCCUGAACCUGGACCUGAUCCUCUGGACCUGGGCCUGAAUUUUCUGUACCGCCCGGUACCCACUCCUAGUUACAAUGUUUUAGACCUUACCUGUUGUAUUUAUUAUGUUUCCUCUGAGAGUGCUUCUGACAAUGAAAUUGUAGCAAUUCAAUAUCUUAAUGUGAUAAACCUCUUCAACGAACUUAUAGCAACUAUCACAGUUUAUUUGUAAUUUUCGUGAUUGCAUUAUUUACACAAGGUUGAAUAUGGAAAACAGUCCUAAAAUGAAUCGGUAGAAAAACAUUUCAAGAGAGGUGUUACGUUUUCUGUCCUUUUGCUAUCCGUCCUUAAAUUGCUUCUUAUCUUCAAUAGUGCAACAAAGGCAUACAAAUGUUAACAAAAACAUUGAUGUGAAUAUUCAAAUAGCCAGCUUCAGACAAUCAACAUCUAGAUAUCACUAACACCACAGUAAUUCAAUACAGUUUUAUACACUACAAAGGAACAACUACCGAAUCACGUAUCCCACAGGCGCAGCAAACAUGGGAAGAAAACCAAACAGAAUGCAUAGAACUGUUCCAAAAUCUCAGAUUUUGAGGCCAUACUAAUCUACUUCAUUAGUUUACUGUCGACAUUUUAAAGUAAUAAUUUCAGCAAGAUUAAAAAAAGAAAGAUACUUAAAAGUGCUAGCUAGGAGCACAGUUCGAAUCUGAAUGGAUUUUCUUUCUUGUUCGAACCAAGAUAUUCCCCUUGUAACUCAUUUGUUAAUUCCCAUUGUAACUCAACUCAGCUAAGAAUAAUUUUUUCAACAAUACAAGAUCCAACACAUAAGAGUUGGUAUGACCUUACAGAGGAGCUUCCUGUUCUGUUUAGUUGACAGGACACCGGUGCACCAUGGGAAGAAAAAUGCGACACCUGCUGAUGUUCCUUCUCAUCAUCCUGAAGAAGCCAAACAUCCCAGAAGCUGGCUGCAGCUGUCAGCUGUCAUCACCCUGCAGAUGCUCCAAUCUCCGCCUCCCCAGCAUCCCUCAUAACCUCCCAACAACCAUCAAACAGUUAAAUUUAACAAGUAACAUGAUAACUAGUAUUCAGUCUAGUGCGUUUGUGAACCUCUCCCGGCUACAAGAAUUGGACAUUUCCAAUAACCAGAUAACUUCUAUUCCGUCUUUUGCAUUUGCAAAUCUCCCCCAGCUAAAAUCAUUGGACCUGUCAAACAAUCAGAUAACUACAAUUCAGGCUGAUGCAUUUGCAAAGUUAUCCCAGCUUAGAAAGUUGUCGCUGUCCUACAAUAGGAUAGCAAAGAUUUAUCAGCAUGCAUUUCCAGCUGGUCUACUUGAGCUGAAACAGUUGACCCUGUCCAACAACCAGAUAAAAAUUAUUGAGCCUAAAACAAUCACACAUAUCCACCUACUACGACAGUUAGACUUGUCCUCUAACCAGAUAUCCACGAUUCAGCCUGGUACAUUUAAAUUAAUUUACACACUACAAAAAUUGCACCUUUCAUACAACCAGAUAUCAAAGAUUCAGUCAGGUACAUUCGAAGGUCUACACAUCCUCCGACAUUUGGACCUGUCCUUCAAUCAGAUAACAGUGAUUGAUUCUGGCACAUUUGCAGAGAAGCCUAUGUACCUGACAUUAGCAAGUCUUCCCCAGCUCAACAGUUUGUGGCUGUCCAACAACCAGAUAACAACGAUUCAACAAGGUGCAUUUGUACAUGUACCCUGGCUCCAACAGUUAUACCUGUCGUCUAACCAGUUAACAAAUGUUCAGCCAGGUCUAUCCGCAAAUCUAACACGCCUGAAAGAGUUGCAUCUGCACAACAAUCGAAUAAAAACGAUUCAGUCUGGCGCAUUUGAAAAUCUACGUCAGGUCAAAGUGUUGAACCUGAACAAUAACUCGAUUAUAAUGAUUCAGUCUGGUGCUUUUGCAAAUUUGUCCCAACUACAAAAUUUGGACCUGUGCUCCAAUCAGAUAACUAAAAUUCAAUCAGAUGCAUUUGCAAAUUUGCACAAACUAAAAGAAUUGGAUCUUCGGUCAAAUAAUAUGUCUGUCAUUCCCCCUUUAGCUUAUGGGUUGAUGCCAUCUAGUAGUCUUGCAGUAAAACUUGAGUGGAACCCCUGGCAGUGUGACUGUAGGAUGGCUCCCUUACUAAAAAAUACAGCAUUUCCUUCAUUUAAAGACCAGAUAAUAUGUGCCCAUCCCACCAAGUUCCAGGGGCAGAAGCUUACAGAGGUAGAAAUGAUAUGUGAAGACCCAACCAUAUCAACACUGCCUGUUGAUAUUAAAGUAACCUCUCACAGCUGCUACAAUGGUACAGUCACCUCUCACAAUACUGGCUCAAUACAUGUAGGUGGUCCUGCAAGCAAACCAAGAGCAACUCCAUCUUUACCCCUUGCAAUCACUUCAGACAAACCAGGAAGCAGAGAGUCCAAAGAGUUUGCCCCCAGUCUCCCGCUGCCUGUUAUCAUCGGCUCUGUCUGUGGUCCAGUAACUGGCCUUGUCCUGCUUGGCACCAUCAUUUACUUACUGUGGUACAAGAGGAGGACCAGCCAUCCUCCUUCAGGAAAUCCCAAUGUUGUUGGUAGCAACACAGACACAGCAGCUUCGGUAAUGACCAGUGAUCAUGAUCACCAGUAUGAAGAUAUUGACAGCCAUCAUGAUCAGACAGGGCAGGGCCAGUCUCAGGCUAACGCCCAAUCUCUGAAAGUUGGAGAUCUAUCUCAUAACGAAAUGCCAUCUGCCAUACAGCCAAAUCCUUUGCAUGCAAAUGUGGGGACACAGCCAAAUUUGGACCAAACAUCUAUAGCAAUGGUCAGCAGCCAUAAUCAAGUCAACACUGAAUCCAACACAAACACCAUGAUGGCUGCUGUGGUGGCUAGUGGCCAUGAUCAACAGUAUGAAGACAUGGACCAACAUAAUCAGACAGGGCAGGGCCAGUCUCUGGCCAUCACUGAAACCAACACCAUGAUGGCUGCUGUGGUGGCUAGUGGCCAUGAUCAACAGUAUGAAGACAUGGACCAACAUAAUCAGACAGGGCAGGGCCAGUCUCUGGCCAUCACUGAAACCAACACCAUGAUGGCUGCUGUGGUGGCCAGUGAACAUGAUCAACAGUAUGAAGACAUGAACCAACAUAAUCAGACAGGGCAGGGCCAGUCUCUGGCCAUGACUCAUUCCAACACAAACACAAACACUACACGUCUUGCUGUAACUAGUCAGUGUUAUGAAAUUGCCAAAUCUUUAGGCACUUCACGGUCAUCAGAUACCAUAAGGCCAACUGCCUCAAAAUCAAAGCCUAAUUCUCUGUACAACUACAGAGAUGUGGCCCAGUAUCAGGCCAUCAGCAAAUCCAACACAAAUACCUCAGCUGCUGCAAAGACCAGUGGUCAUGAUCACCAGUAUAAAGAUUUGGACACCCAACACGAUCAGACAGAUAUCACUGAAACCUACACAAGCACUGCAACUACAGUAGUGACCACUGGUCAUUAUCAAACGUUGCAGGGUCAGCCUGAGGCUUACACCCAAUCUCUGAAAGUUGGGAAUCUAUCAAAUGAAGAAGUGCUAGCUGCCUUACAGCCAAAUCCCAUGUAUGCAGAUGUCGGAAAACCUCAGAAGGAUUCAACAUCUACAGAUAUGGCCAGUUGUUAUGAUCAUGGUCAAACAUGGCAGGGUCAGUCUUAAGCCAUCAAUGAAUCUAACUCAAACACCACGAUGGUUGCUGUGGUAGCUAGUGGUCAUGAUCACCAGACAGGGCAGGGCCAAUCUCAGGCCAUCAGUGAGUACAACACAAAUAUCACAGCUGUAGUGACCAGUUAUCAUGGUCAAACAGGACAGGCUCAGUCUCGGCCAUCAGUGAAUGCUGAAAAUCUAUUUUUAUGGCACAGGGCCGACUGAAUCUCGGCUAAACUCUCUGUACGCAAAUGUGGAAACACAACAAUUGAAUCCAACCUUCCACAGAAAGGGUACUAUUGGGCAACCAAUGUGUGACAGCGAAAUUGUAUCAUCUCAAGACCAUUGAGAUAUUUAUAAAAAUUGAUUGAAAUUAUCAAUGAUGAUUGAGAAAUUGCUGUUGAAUGUUAGACAUCCAGGUAAUACGAUUUGGCAGAGAGACACUAAAAACAGAAACAGUUCUUAUGAUAAAGAGAAGCAUAAAAAAUGUGUCCUAUUCAAUUUCCUUCUUUUUUAUCAACAGUAACUGCAACUCUGCAUACUCAGUCAUUUUCGUGGCUCUCUGACAUUGUUUAACAAAACAAAAAUUGGCAAGAGGUCAAGUUAAAAAAAAAAGAAGGCUAGGAGGAUAACUUAUCACAUACUAAUUACUACAUAUUACCAGUUUAUGAAACAAGCUUUGCCUUUAAGUUAAUUUUUUUUUCUAUUUUGAUCCUCCAGAUCAGCAUAAUAAUGUUUGUUUUAUCCAAGGUCUUAAAAAUCAUUUGUUGUGGCUUAAAUGGACUGCAGUGGAGUGUUCAAGUGAAUUUGGUAACCUGCGCUGCUCCUGUUCAAGUAGCUCUAACCUCUAACAAACGCCAGGCAGGAAUAGAAAUGCCCACAUGCAACCUGGAAUAAAAAAAAGAUUGCAAUUUGCAACUAAAAGAUUUAAUUCUGUACGCCAGAAAAAUAAGGGUGAUUAUUAAUGAAUGAAUAAUUUAUCAUUUCGUAAAAUGUAUAAUCAUGCAGUAUUAGUAAGUAGUUCGUGGGUAGUAGAGACUAGCAGUUUUGAAAACUAUUGAAGUAUCACUGGCAGGUUUUGGUUCUGGAUCCUUGGCUACCUGUUGACUUGUA